GGGGCCGCGCGGCCACCCCCGAGAUGUUUAACCGGGCCGUGAGCCGGCUCAGCAGGAAGCGCCCGCCGUCAGAGAUAAAUGACAGCGAGGGUCACCCAAGCAGCAGCCACCAAACCUUGAAAGGAACCUCAAAAUGGGCUACAUCACUGGAGAACCUCCUCGAAGAUCCAGAAGGAGUGAAACGAUUUAGGGAAUUUUUAAAGAAAGAAUUUAGUGAAGAAAACGUUUUGUUCUGGCUAGCAUGUGAAGAAUUUAAGAAGACACAGGGAAAAAAACAGAUGCAAGAAAAAGCUAAAGAAAUUUACAUGACUUUCCUGUCCAGUAAAGCUUCCUCCCAAGUCAACGUUGAAGGGCAGUCCCGUUUGAAUGAGACCAUUUUGGAGACACCUCACCCUCUCAUGUUUCAGAAGCUCCAGGACCAGAUAUUCAAUCUCAUGAAAUAUGACAGCUACAGCCGCUUCUUAAAGUCAGACAUAUUCCUAAAUCAUAAGAAGUCUGAGGAGCAAGAGGAGAAUUCACCAGAGGCUCAGACUGCAGCUAAAAGAGCAUCAAGAAUUUACAACACAUGAUACAACGAAUCUCUUCAGGAGAGGCAAUACAGUAACUAAAUUACACUCAGGAACAGUCUAGGUUUAUAGCAGUCGCAUUUAGGGCUUGAAAAGCUCAAAACUUUUUU
This is a messenger RNA of Gavia stellata (red-throated loon), 676 nucleotides long. RefSeq names its product regulator of G protein signaling 10 (gene RGS10). The coding region runs from base 24 to 569 and encodes 181 amino acids. The transcript is spliced from 5 exons. Gene Ontology annotation, molecular function: GTPase activator activity; G-protein alpha-subunit binding. The record is from RefSeq and is a predicted model, not a curated record. Gene Ontology annotation, biological process: regulation of G protein-coupled receptor signaling pathway. Lineage: Eukaryota; Metazoa; Chordata; Aves; Gaviiformes; Gaviidae.